Molecule: messenger RNA, 3306 nt
Organism: Nannizzia gypsea CBS 118893
Lineage: Eukaryota; Fungi; Ascomycota; Eurotiomycetes; Onygenales; Arthrodermataceae
Exons: 3
Biological process (GO): double-strand break repair via homologous recombination
Cellular component (GO): chromosome; cytoplasm; nucleus
Molecular function (GO): nucleic acid binding; 3'-5' DNA helicase activity; four-way junction helicase activity
Source: RefSeq, a predicted model, not a curated record
AUGGAAUCCGUCAUUUUUUUCGAUGAGCCACCCGCAGGCUUUGCUAAAUUUCCAGCUAUUGGUAAUAAUCUCGAUGAUAUUAUAGCAGCUGAGGAAAAGGGCGAAAGCCCUUUUCUAAAUAUUAUGGAUGGUUUUCGAUGCACCUUUCCCGGCUGUACUUAUGCUGGUACUAAACAUACAACAAUGCUUAAACAUAUAAGCAAACACCAAUGGUCUGGUAACACCACCAAAAUUAUUGAGAGUAAAAUCUGCAAUAUUUUCCCGUCCCGGAUGCGCUUCUUCCCCAUCCAUACUCCUACACCCAUAUCCCCCAAUAUCCAGUAUCUUAUGGAUCAAUACAACCAGCACCAGGCAAAUAGAGCCAAAAAUAUCACAAUUGCGCCAAUAAUGGAUCGCAUGACUGAAUGGGAUAAACGCGCCCCCUGGCCCCAGAUAUUUCAAGGUAUUAAUAUGGCAAGUCUCCAGCCUUUUCUAGACCCAGGAUCUUCAGACAUAUACGUCAACUCCAUCCUAGAUCAGGUCUUUGCCGUGGUGGCUACCCAGGAAGUAUAUAUCCGCCGUGUCGUCUAUUCCACAACACCAAAACUGGAAACAAAGCCCCUGAAAAUCCUCUCUGCUGCAACCAAGGCCAAGUAUAUCUCUGCCGCCCGAGACCUCAUCCGCGUAACUUUGGCAUGGGCCAAGAUUCCCAACAUCAUUCCUACCCUUUCCUUGCAUGACUCGGUCCUCAUUCCAGCCCAGGCUGGAAUAUCCCACAUGGAUACCCAGGCAGUCCAUGUGCUUUUCUCUAGCAUCUUUAAGAUGGAUGCAGAAUUUUCACAGUCGCCAAUUAUACUGCUAUUGGGUAUACGAAGCUGGGACUUUAAGGCUCAGCGCUGGCAUCCGCCCUCACAUAUUACACCACUAAUGUCGGCCCUUGUGUAUACCAUACGGGCUUUUAUUCUCUAUACCUCUCUAACUGGAUGCCAUGAUCUCUCCCGCAACGAAAGUAUUGCGGUUAUAAAGAGAGAAUGCAAGAAGUGGUUGGCGUGUGACGAACCAACAGUCUUUGGAGAGUUACUCUCCCUUAAACAACUCGCCCGGACAUUUGCCAAGAGUUAUUAUAAUAAGCCUAAUGUAUUGUGGGCUGACGAUUCAAUGAGCCUAACCUUUGAUGGUAUGGAUAUGGCAAUCACCGAUAUCAAACGAUUCAUACAUAAUACCAUUGAACGUUGUCGAGACGCGCUAUUGGCGGUUAGCUUUCAAGAUGAAGGUCAAUUCGCAAUGGACUUAACCCUCCAUUGCCCCACUCGAUAUACUGAUAAUUGGUCAUAUAUGGUGAGAGAUCAUGGACUUAUCGAGGCUUGUUGUCCCAAGCAGGAUACCUCAAUUCCUAGGCGGUACCUGUGUGAUGGCGUUGCUAAAACAAUUAAGCAAGCAUAUGCCGAGCUUUUCGAGGGAACCACUAUCCAAUCAAAGAAGGUAGACUUAUACCUGAAUAAAUGUGACGUCUUUAUCAACCACCUCGCCCUGGCGAUGGUCGUUACCUGUGGAAUGCCAAUGAGAGGCACCGAGCUGUCCGCCAUUAACUCUCAAAAUACUGGCAACCUUAGCCGCGGGCUAUUCAUCCAUGACGGAACCCUGGCUGUCAUUUGUGAUUACAACAAGACAGAGAGUGUCUCUGGGCACCCGGUUAUUAUCCUGCGGACUCUACCACAUUCCCUAGGAGCUAUGGUUAUUUAUUACCUCGCCCGGGUACGACCAUUUAUCAGUUUCAUCCGCGCAUUACAAUCCGGUCCGUCCCCCCUCGAAUACGAAGGCAGAGAGGCACUGCUAUUCAACGUACCAACAAAAAAUCUCCCCCUCUUCACGUCCGCCAUCUCCAAGACUAUGUCUAACGUGGCCAGCAACUACAUUGGCAAUAUUACACUAUCGCAAUGGCGACAUAUCGCCAUUGCAAUCGACAAACGGCAUCUACGGCGCAAUGAUAUAAAAGAUAUAUCCCACAUUCUACAGGCCGGGCAUACCCCAGACACUGAAGCCCGCCACUAUGCCCUUAGUUUCGAGUCUCUUGCUUCCCUAAGCGACGAGUCCCUGUCCGAAUUCAAAACGGCCAGUCAAACCUACCACACCUUCUUCGACCUCAACCCAUCUCGGCCACGUCCAAAAACAUUUCACAAUCCUGGACCCGCACCUACUCCGCCACCAAGUAAACGUCGGGCACACACACCAGAUAUACACACUCUUGCACCCAAUUCAAGCCACUCAGAUAUCGCUGCAAACCUCGCUCAUUCCAGCCCAGGCUGGAACCUUCCUACACCAAGCAGUAACAAUCACAAGAUGCAGCCAAUUUCGCCUGCACGCGAAGGGAUCAUGGAGGUGAUACCACAAAAUUUACAAGACCCAAUAAAUAUUGACACGUCACGUGAUGUAACAGCCGCGGACAUGGCUGAUGAAGGUCUUAAACGGCUAUAUGGACCAAAGGCGGAGUGGCGCUGUGAAUUACAACGCGAGGCUACAAUUCAUGCUAUUGGCACUGGUAGUCUCCUGGUGGUGAUGCCAACGGGCAUUGGCAAAAGCGUCAUCAUUUUUGUCAGUGCAAUAUUUAAUACCGGGAAGACUACUAUUGUCAUCUCCCCCUUUGUUGCACUGCGGCAGGAGCAAUUGUCUCGCGCAAAGGGCUCUGGUAUUGCCUCUGCUAUUUGGACUAAUCCUCAUGACGCGGCAAGGGCGGGUGUUAUAUUUAUUACACCCGAGGCUGCACUGCAAUUCUCAUUUAAGGCAUGGGCAAAGGCCUUGGCGUCAAAGGGUCAUUUGGCCCGGGUUGUUUUAGACGAAGCUCAUGUAUAUCUCUAUGAUAUCAAAUGGCGUGAGCAGCUUGCGGAAAUGGCAUGGAUGUCGGUCUUGGGGGCGCCCCUCCUAUUGCUAUCCGGCUCACUGCCGCCAAACGACGAGCCUAGAUUAAAGAAUGUCUUGAGGUACACGGAUAUGAGCAUCUUGAGGAUGUCUUGCCGGCGCGACAAUAUUCGGCGGGCUGUUAUCGUUUCCAAAACAACAACCGACGCACGGAAUGCCUUGUUGCCACUGGUUCGCCAGGGCACUAUCGUAUAUACCAUGAACAAAUCCGUGGCGGACGAGAUUGGGACAUUACUCGACUGCCCUGUUUUCCAUACUGGAAUUGCCUCUGAUCGUUGUCGGAGUAUAAUCGAUGGACUAGGUAAAGGAGAGAUUCAAGUGGUGGUUGCCACGUCGGGUCUUGGAACAGGCCUUGACUUUGGCCAUAUCAACAACGUCAUCCACUGGGAAGGUUCCUUUUCACUCAUUGAU